Rhodofomes roseus is the source of this 1608-nucleotide messenger RNA. RefSeq lists its product as uncharacterized. The record is from RefSeq and is a predicted model, not a curated record. Bases 1 to 1608 code for a protein of 535 amino acids. Gene Ontology annotation, cellular component: nucleus; cytoplasm. Gene Ontology annotation, biological process: regulation of proteolysis; proteasome-mediated ubiquitin-dependent protein catabolic process. Gene Ontology annotation, molecular function: ubiquitin protein ligase binding. Lineage: Eukaryota; Fungi; Basidiomycota; Agaricomycetes; Polyporales; Fomitopsidaceae. The transcript is spliced from 3 exons.
AUGUCAUUCGUACGCGACGCCCCUGCGCCCUUCAACAAUCCUCGCGCGGAUGUCGUCCUUCGAACCUGCGACGGUGUUGACUAUCGAGUGCGGAGCAGUAUCCUAGCCGAGGCGUCUCCCGUCUUCGGGGAUAUCUUCGACCUCGCUAGUGAGGCUCCCAGUGAGGCUCUCAGUGAGUGGCCGCCUAGGAAGGAUGGGAUCCCCAUUGUAUCGAUCACAGAGACCAGCGAGGUCGCGGAUAUCCUCCUCCGCUUUUGUUAUCCCGUCGCCGCACCCACGUUCACGACAUUCUCGCAAGUCCAGGACGUCUUGACGGCUGUAGACAAGUAUCUGAUGGAGGGCCUUAUUGAGGUGGUCAAGAAACAUCUCACCGACAUCUCGCUCGACGGCGCGCACCCGCUCCGGCUUUACGCCACAGCAUAUGCCCAUCGCUUUGAAGACGUUGCACGGAUUGCUGCCAAGGAGACUAUCGGGAAGCCUCUGCAGACAGUCUACGUUACUGAGCUAGAGAGCUUAUCGGCGGGCGCGUACUACUGGCUUCUGGAGUUCCACAAAACCGGGAAAGCAGACGUGAUUCCUGAGGUACCCUUCCUCUCCGUCGACCCCAGCAGGACUUCGGCGCGUCCGCCGCCAGGACCGCAUAGCAGAACGGCAUGGAUAUCGAAGUAUGCGUCGCCAUAUCCCUUUGGACUGCCAUUCGCGGAUUUCACUCUGCGCACAUGCGAUGGUAUCGCGCUCAGAGUGCACUCCGACCUCCUCCGGGUCGCUUCGCCAUACUUUCGACUCAUGCUUGCCGACACCUCUCAGUCCAUCGAGGGGAUUGAAAAGGAUUCAGAUGGACGUAUCAUCGGCCUUGUGGUACCCGAACACAGCAAUACGAUCGCCACCGUCUUACAGUAUGUCUACCCCGUGGAGCGUCCAGACUCUCUGCCCGACCCUCAGACCGCGUCCCUCUUACUCUAUGCGGCGAAGAAGUACGACGUCGUUCCCGCUCUUGCGCCACUACAGGCAAUGUUCCUCGCAUUUGCCGCAGAACAUUCGCUGGUAAUAUAUGCUAUUGCCUGCGCACGCUAUUGGGUGCAUGAAGCGAGACAUGCCGCGCUGGCGUCGAUGCGGAUGCCAUUGGACGACCUCUGCUACGUCGAUGAGCUGGAAGCGAUACCUGCUUCAUGCUUAUAUCGUCUGACCCAACAUCGCAACACCUUGGGAAACAUGGCAAGAAGGAUGGUACUCAGUCAGGCGCAGGAGUUCCUGAAGCAGCUGACCCAACCGUCUAGUCAAGGAGUAUGCAAAUACUAUGCGUGGGUGUACUGCAUGGAGUGCAGGGCGGACACUGCUGUUACUCUGUGCCGCGCAGGCACGAAGUCGUCUGGGCUACGGAAAUGGUGGUGUGAUUGGUUGCGUCGAAUUGCUGAGCUGCUCCGCGAAGUUCCGUCUGGCCAGACCGUCCUUGACGAGCAAGCCAUCGUGUGUGCAGUCAAGGAUGCGCGUGACUGUCCCAUCUGUCGCGUUGAUGCGGACACCGAGUUGCGGCGUUAUGCUAAGGAGCUAUCGAUCAAGGUGGACGCCAUGUUGGUUCAUGAGAUGUCUCGAAUCACGUUCUUUUAG